GGGCGGCUGGGCCACGCCGCGCGCCGAUUGGUGGCGUCCGGGACUCUCCCUGCAGGUGACUGACGGCGCCGGCCGUCCCUGCCCGUCGCCCGCCCGCUGCUGCCGCCCGCCCGGGGUGUGGAGCCCGGCCGCUGCUCGCGGGCUGAGUGUCUGUCGCUGCUGCCGCCUCCACCCAGCCUCCGCCAUGGACCUCUUCGGGGACCUGCCGGAGCCCGAGCGCUCGCCGCGCCCGGCUGCCGGGAAAGAAGCUCAGAAAGGACCCCUGCUCUUUGAUGACCUCCCUCCGGCCAGCAGUACUGACUCAGGUACAGUCUUCAGGCUCUCCCAGGAUCAGGGGGACCUUUGCUUUUUGAUGAUCUCCCACCCGCUAGCAGUGGCGAUUCAGGUUCUCUUGCCACAUCAAUAUCCCAGAUGGUAAAGACUGAAGGGAAAGGAGCAAAGAGAAAAACCUCCGAGGAAGAGAAGAAUGGCAGUGAAGAGCUUGUGGAAAAGAAAGUUUGUAAAGCCUCUUCGGUGAUCUUUGGUCUGAAGGGCUAUGUGGCUGAGCGGAAGGGUGAGAGGGAGGAGAUGCAGGAUGCCCACGUCAUUCUGAACGACAUCACCGAGGAGUGUAGGCCCCCAUCGUCCCUCAUUACUCGGGUUUCAUAUUUUGCUGUUUUUGAUGGACAUGGAGGAAUUCGAGCCUCAAAAUUUGCUGCACAGAAUUUGCAUCAAAACUUAAUCAGAAAAUUUCCUAAAGGAGAUGUAAUCAGUGUAGAGAAAACCGUGAAGAGAUGCCUUUUGGACACUUUCAAGCAUACUGAUGAAGAGUUCCUUAAACAAGCUUCCAGCCAGAAGCCUGCCUGGAAAGAUGGGUCCACUGCCACGUGUGUUCUGGCUGUAGACAACAUUCUUUAUAUUGCCAACCUCGGAGAUAGUCGGGCAAUCUUGUGUCGUUAUAAUGAGGAGAGUCAAAAACAUGCAGCCUUAAGCCUCAGCAAAGAGCAUAAUCCAACUCAGUAUGAAGAGCGGAUGAGGAUACAGAAGGCUGGAGGAAACGUCAGGGAUGGGCGUGUUUUGGGCGUGCUAGAGGUGUCACGCUCCAUUGGGGACGGGCAGUACAAGCGCUGCGGUGUCACCUCUGUGCCCGACAUCAGACGCUGCCAGCUGACCCCCAAUGACAGGUUCAUUUUGUUGGCCUGUGAUGGGCUCUUCAAGGUCUUUACCCCAGAAGAAGCCGUGAACUUCAUCUUGUCCUGUCUCGAGGAUGAAAAGAUCCAGACCCGGGAAGGGAAGUCCGCAGCCGACGCUCGCUACGAAGCAGCCUGCAACAGGCUGGCCAACAAGGCGGUGCAGCGGGGCUCAGCCGACAACGUCACUGUGAUGGUGGUGCGGAUAGGGCACUGAGGGGUGGCGCGCGGCCAGGAGCACGCAUGGUAUUGACUUAAAAGGUUCAUUUUGUGUGUGUGCACAUUGUGUGUUUUGUGUACUCCUGUGGGACUCCCAUGGUUGUAAAUAAAGGUUUCUCUUUUUUUUUCCUA
Molecule: messenger RNA, 1520 nt
Organism: Pan troglodytes (chimpanzee)
Lineage: Eukaryota; Metazoa; Chordata; Mammalia; Primates; Hominidae
Gene: ILKAP
Product: ILK associated serine/threonine phosphatase
Exons: 12
Coding region: 412-1386 (324 amino acids)
Biological process (GO): protein dephosphorylation
Molecular function (GO): protein serine/threonine phosphatase activity; cation binding
Source: RefSeq, a predicted model, not a curated record